Molecule: messenger RNA, 3215 nt
Organism: Cornus florida
Lineage: Eukaryota; Viridiplantae; Streptophyta; Magnoliopsida; Cornales; Cornaceae
Product: ubiquitin-like domain-containing protein CIP73
Exons: 18
Coding region: 168-2975 (935 amino acids)
Cellular component (GO): BAT3 complex
Molecular function (GO): misfolded protein binding; polyubiquitin modification-dependent protein binding
Source: RefSeq, a predicted model, not a curated record
AAGAUUUACUCCGUAUUUCUUAUGUUCCAAGCUAUACAAUACAACAUACGCCCGAUUGAGCCUUUCUGCUUUUAGACGGUCGGACAUAUUCCACACCUCGUCUUCGUCUUCGCUCUCCGAUUUAAGCCUUCCUCAUUUAAACAGUUAUUGGUUGCCUUUCAAAUUACAUGGCGGAUAAGCAUUCUGUUGAAGGUUCCGGUACAAGUGUUGUUUGUGGUGAGAGUUCAGAAUCAACCGUGGAGCUCAAUAUCAAGACUCUAGAUUCACAGAUCUACACCUUUAAUGUGGAUAAAAAUAUGCUAGUUUCACAGUUCAAAGAGAAAAUAGCAAGUGAAAUUGGUCUUCCAGUUGGGCAGCAACGCCUAAUUUUUAGAGGGAAGGUCUUGAAGGAUGAGCACCCGCUUUCUGAAUAUCAUGUGGAAAGUGGCCAUACGUUGCAUUUGGUUGCCAGACAGCCUUCUCAAUCACAGCUCUCAUCAGGUACUACAAGUUCUGAAGAGACAAAUGCAAAUAAUAACAGAGGACAAGAUGCUAGUACUGGUGCCCCCCGUAAUCGUAUUGGGCAAAUUACACACAGUGUGGUACUUGGAACCCUUAAUGUUGGGGACCAAGGUGAAGGCGGGCCAGAUUUAAGUAGGGUAAUUGGGGCGGUUUUGAAUUCUUUUGGAAUUGGGAGCCAGGCUACACCUAAUGGUACAGGCACUUCACAACCUAACGUCCAGGCUCCUCAAGGAAAUGGAACAGAAGGGACAAGAAAUAAUGAUGGGAUUCAAAACCAAGCAGGAAGUCGGGCACAGUCUGGGCAGGCAUUUCCCAAUCAAUCUCUACCCCAAAAUUUUCAAAUGCCACAGGGAGCAGCAAUACCUGUUCCUUCACUUAAUGCGCCAAUUCCUGAUUCUUUGGACACACUUUCUGAGUUCAUGAGCCGCAUGGAGUUGGCUUUGUCACAGAACGGAUAUCAGCCAAAUCAAUCGCCACCCAGUAGAGGUGAUCUACCAAGAGUGCAAUUGCCUUCCAACUCACGUGGAUUUUCAACACCUGAAUCAUUGAGCACUGUUCUGCGUCAUGCACAACGUCUUCUUAGUGAUCGCGCCGUCACUGCACUCUCUCAUAUUUCUGGACGUCUGGAGCAAGAGGGUGGUUCAACUGAUCCCACAGUGAGGGGCCAAAUUCAAGCAGAAUCAAUGCAAGUAGGGCUUGCAAUGCAACAUUUUGGCGCGCUUUUUCUAGAGCUUGGUCGGACAAUUUUGACACUGCGCAUGGGACAGUCUCCUGCUGAAUCUUAUGUGAAUUCUGGACCUGCAGUUUAUAUAUCUCCAUCAGGACCUAAUCCCAUGAUGGUUCAGCCCUUUCCUCUUCAAACCAGCUCCCUUUUUGCUAGUUCUGUUGCUGCUCCUACUCUGAAUCCCGGUACUAUUGGUCCUAUUGGCAUUGGAAAUGUUCCAAGGCACGUAAACAUUCAUAUACAUACUGCUGUUGGCACCAGGGCAACUAAUGGAGAAGGGAUGCAGGGAGAACGUGUUAGUGGAACUCGUUCAGAUGAUCCAGGUCAAACACGAGUGCUGCCUCCGAGAAAUAUUUUUGCAGCAGCCGUCCCAUCUCAGAUUUCUGUUUCAAAUGCGUUGCAACCUGCUGACUCUGUUUCACAACCAACUGCUGACCCUGUUUCGCUAUCCGCUGCUAUAGCUGAAGUCAGUUCACGACUUAGAGGCCUUGUUGAUAACAUGCAGAGUGAUACCCAGGUUCUAUCAGACCAAUUAGAGUUGUCAACUGCUCAAAAUCCAUCUGUUGAAUCUGGUGCCAGCAAUGAAGUUAGCAGUCUCCUGAGAGAUCUGGCGGUCAAUGGAGCUGGAGCUGGAGCAGAUCCAUCUUUAUUUAGUUGUGUGCCUGAAAUGGAAGGUCAGAAGCCAAGUAAUAACGAGGGUACAGAAGGUGUUGUGAAUACAAACGAAGUACCUUCUAGUAGCUCAGCUGGAGGUUCUCAUAGCUGUUCAGGUGGAGAAAAUGCAUUGAAGUCUGUAAACAAUUCAGAAUGUGCCACAAGAUCUGGUAAUGGGAAUGAUAAUCCAGAGGGUGCCUCUGCUGUUCCACUUGGGUUAGGGCUCGGAGGUCUGCAACCUAAGAGGCGAACUAGGCAGGCAAGAUCACGAAACAGUAAUAGUGAUGGUGGGACUUCUAGUGCUUCUCAACAUCCGAAUCAACAAACUGGAACAAAUGGUCAGCAGGUUUUGCAGUCUCUUGCUUCUCUUGCAAAUAGGAGGAAUGCAAAUACUCUGCCAUCAGGACAGAUGCCACCUGCCCUUGGGCAGACAAUGGGGAGUGUACCAUUGGGCGGGCAGAGUGCUGGUGGACAAAUUGAUGCUGCAAAUGUCAUGUCUCAGGUUAUCCAGAGUCCUGCUUUAAAUGGUUUACUGGCAGGGGUUUCGCAGCAAACUGGAGUUGGUUCUCCUGAUGUUUUGAGGAACAUGUUGGAACAGCUUACUCAGAGCCCGGAAAUGAGGAACACGGUCAAUCAAAUUGCUCAACAAGUUGACAGCCAAGAUCUUGGAAACAUGUUUUCAGGUUUUGGAAUGGGCCAAGGUGGUGGCUUUGAUCUAUCUAGGAUGGUUCAACAGAUGAUGCCCAUUGUUUCUCAAGCUCUUAGUGGUGGGUCAGUUGCCUCUCAACCAACAACUAUUAUGGGACCUGAAUCCCAGUACAACGAGAGAAGGCAAAUCAGAGAUGAGGACAAUGAUCAUAAUUCUCAGAUUGACCUCCAACAAGUGGUUCAGAGAAUUCAAAACCAGAAUCCACCUAGGGAAAUUUUUCAAGGUAUAGUUGAAAAUGCUGUUCAGUUGUUUGAUAACGGCACUGGUGCUGAAGAUCUUCUAGAUGAAUUGUGCAGUGAAGGUCUUGCAAGUGAAUAUCUGGAGAUGCUGCAUGAUGACGUUCGUAAACGACUUCAGGGUGAAACUGGGUCCGCGGAGAAGUUAUAGUUACUGGUGGUGUUGGGAGUGUUUAUGAUAUCAUUGUAAUAUUUAUAUGGAUGAUGGAAUUGAUGGUUGCCAUUACUUCUGGGUGACGUGGAAUUUAUGGUCACUCUUAGUUAGUCCUUGUAUAAAUCAAAUUUGGGUUGGGGCUUUUUUGUGAUUUAAGUUACAGCUGAUCUACCUGAUGUAGAUCCAUCUUUGUAUUUAUUUCAGUGAAUUUAAAUAGUAUCAGCAGUUUUUCUUCCA